Molecule: messenger RNA, 747 nt
Organism: Prorocentrum cordatum
Lineage: Eukaryota; Dinophyceae; Prorocentrales; Prorocentraceae
Source: the annotation of a GenBank genome assembly
AUGGCGCCCAGAGGGAAGCCGCCCGCCUCGCCGGCCAAGCCGCCCGCCGCCGCCUCGGCGGUGCCCGGCAGCCCCGGCGCCUCCGCGGGCGAAGGCGGCGCCGCGGUCGGUUCGGCCACCAGGCAGCUUGUGGCGCUGAGGGCGGAGUUGGCCCGGGCCGCGGACGCGGGCGACUACGACAGGCUCGCCGCCCUGGCGCGCCAGAUGAAGGCGUUGGAGGAGCGCAGGAAGGCCGAGGAAGCCGCCGACCCGGCCGCUCGCGUGGCCGCGCUCAAGCUGCGCGUGAAGCAGGCGGUGGACAGUGGACAGUACGACCAGAUCGCAGAGCUUGUCUCGCAGAUCAGGCAGCUGGAGCCGCUGCAGAAGGGCCCCGUACGGGCGGCGACGCCCGAGCCCUCGGCGCCCGGCGCGGCCGCCAGCAGCGCCGACGAGGGCGACGACUCUGGCGAUUCCGGCGCGGACGAGCCGGCCACCGGGCGCCGGUUUCUCACAGCCACGGCCGCGGCGAGGCUUGCCGCUGCGGCGCCGUUGGAGGAUCGGCUGCGGCGAUUCUACCUGCAGCUCAACCCAGAGAAGUCCGGCGACGCGCCUAAGGUCGCCAGGCUCUUCGCGGGCAAGGAGGACGAGCUCAACGAGAAGCUCCGGGCGCGCUACGGCGGCGCGGACCUCUCGAACCUGCCCGGCGCGCUGGCCCCCGAAGGUCCGCCGCCUGCGCAGCAGGCGUCCUCCGACUCGGACGAGAGCUAG